UUAUAUCCGAUUGUUCGUGAACGGUGAGCUAAUUUCAUCACAUAUAUUAAAUAGUUUAAGUUUUGUAUUCUGAAUAAUUUGUCCUUGAAAGAUUGAUGAUAAUUUUUAGUUUUUGUUAUGUAAGAGAUUUACAAAGCUCAAUUAAUUUCACUUAUCGUAUUUGUUACAAAUUAAAUUAAUUCCAAUCUUAUGUAUUGUCAUGUAUAUCCCCAACUGAUGAGUCCCAAGCGAAGAUGAGAGAAGUGUUUAGUACUGUUUGAUAGUUUGAACUGUUUGUUCUACAUCUCAUGUUAGUCAGUGAUGAGAAUUAUCUUCCAGAUUCUAUUUUGUUAAAUAAUAAUAAUGGAAAAAGCUUUUCUGCAUCAUUUCAAUUCUUGUUUGCCUAACACUUAUCCACUUGGUAUGGCGUGUUGUCAUUUUGUUAUUUAGGAAAUCAGUUGAGUGUUUAAUUAGGAUCGAAGACAUGAUUUUCUAUACAGAUUGGUGUUGGCAUAAUUGUAACAUAUGAUAUCAGACAUUCAACUAGUUCAUCGGCAAUGACUUCAUGGGUUGAUGUACUCAGUGUGUGGUCAGAGAUUAUGUAGUGUCGGGUGCUAUGUCAAGCCGACAUAGCUUGUUCUAACUUCCAGACAGGCCAAUUUAUUCGCCCUUCUUGAGCCACAUUUUGAGCUUAUUAAUACUAACUGUUUUUAUAUGGAUGUUUAGUGGCGUGUAUUGCUUAUCCUAUUCAUCACAUAUCUGUAACUUGUUUUUGGUCUAUGAAUAUUUUUGACUAUAAAUAUCGAUUGACGCUUGAUUAAAUCAAGUUGGCUUACAUGCCUUCUCUAUCGCACGUCAUUUCGCUUUGCUCUCUUCACUUCGCUUUCUUCUCGUCUUUUCUGCAAACGAUUAUCUGUUCAGGUCAACGAUUGUAUGAAAUAUACUCAUUCAAACUCCAUUCUCGUAUUUGAUUUAUUUAAUCCCGUUAUUCACUAACGGGAGUUACGUUGAUAAGGAUUGGCGGAGUGUAUAUUUUGACAGCAAUCAUUCGAUAACAAUCAGAAACGAUCAAAUUGGAGUCUGAUUAAGGGCCACUAUAAUGGAAUGCAGGAUAUCCGUUUCAUUCAAUUCGGUAUUCGUCAGCUGGAUGUACUAUUAUCCUAUUGUUGUUAUUCAUUCUGUGACUUACACCCAGUACGUUUCAAUACAAAUACUAAUACUUUAUCCAUUGAGCUACACAGUCCAGAUAGACACCAUGGUGGUUCAAAUGUCAAAGAAAUUAAUUUUCAACCAAUGAGUUGCACGUUUGAAUCCUUCUAUGACUUUCAAUUCUUACAUACUAAUAGUAUUUAUCAGUUUUCAGUGGUUGUUUUACUAAUCUUUUAUGUAAACUACAAAAUUAAAUAACAUUCACAAAACUCUGUACUAGUGACUUUUUUUUACAUAAUUUAUGGCCGUAUAAGCUAGUGUAAUUUUAGAGAAAAGUGCUAUUUUAUAAAAAUAACCCUUAUUCAGUAUUCACAUACUUUAAACAUUCCAUCUGCUUACCUAAAGGUUUAUUAUUAUAGUUACUUAGUUGAUAAACACCUUCAU
This is a messenger RNA of Schistosoma bovis, 1572 nucleotides long. Lineage: Eukaryota; Metazoa; Platyhelminthes; Trematoda; Strigeidida; Schistosomatidae. The record is from the annotation of a GenBank genome assembly.